Ahaetulla prasina is the source of this 792-nucleotide messenger RNA. RefSeq names its product mannose-binding protein-like. The record is from RefSeq and is a predicted model, not a curated record. The transcript is spliced from 2 exons. NCBI's taxonomy places the organism in Eukaryota, Metazoa, Chordata, Lepidosauria, Squamata, Colubridae. The coding region runs from base 9 to 404 and encodes 131 amino acids.
UUGAAAAAAUGACCCUCAACUCUUUGAAAGUUCUCCUUGGUCGUGAUGGAGCAAUUGUUGGAGGUAAAAUGUUCCGAAUGCAAGAAGAUCGUGGUACUUUCCAGCACGGCGAAAUUGCCUGCGAGUACAACCUUGCCUUGCCAAGGAAUGAGGCCGAAAACACAGCCCUUCAAAACAUAUUAGAACGGCCUGGUGAAAUGGCAAUUCUGGGAAUCACUUACAAUAAAGCUGAAAACAAGUUUAAGGAUCUGAGCGGCCAGCCCCUAGAAUAUUCCAAAUGGGCUGCAGGACAACCAAAAAUCCUUGAAGGCCAAACCUGUGCGAUGAUAAAGUCAGGUGGCGAGUGGAAAACGGAUGAUUGUAAUAAGGAUUUGUGGGCAAUCAUCUGUGAAUUUAAAAUCUAACAGAUGUUGGGUUGGGGGAAGGAAAAGAAUUCCACCAUAGAGUUGAAAAAGAAAGCUUACUCUGUUUAUCGCACAUACAGUCUAGCAUAUGGCAAGAAAGUCCUAAUCCAAUAGCUUCCCCUGUUUUCAGCAAAGAGAACUGAAGUCAAGUUUUAGUUCGUUGACUUCAGCCUUGUCAUUCCAACGGUAGUUGCCUUCUUCAACUUAAACCAACCACCUUGGAGUCCUUCCUCUGUCCUCCAUUGAAGUAGUGGCCAGAUUUGAUGCUGCUUAGCUUUCACGAUCCAGCAUCAGAUAGACGUUGCCACCUUCCAAGUCUUCUCUAGCUUAGCUUGGGUAGCAAAACUUGCACAGAAAUGUAGUAUCUUAUAGAUCCAUUUUCCACCAU